AUGAAAAAUGGUCAUGAAACUGAAAUAGCACAGGUCAGACUAAGACACAAUUUAUUUUCUUUAUAUGAGAAGUUCAUGUGCAGUGAUAUUUUGAAAAUAGAAUGUCGCAGAGACUUAACUUUAUUGAUAUCUCCUGAAAAAGCUAUAAAAGAUGCAGAGGAUGGAAGGUUGGCUAUUUGGCUAUAUGAAUGGUAUGAAUCAAAAGGAAGAAAAGUACCCUUAGAUAAAGGGGUGAAAUAUUCUCAUAAUGAAAUACCACUUGAAGAAUUAGAAUUUUUGAGAUUUAUACUUGGUAAUUUACCUGAUGAUUAUAUAAUGCCACAAUAUUUUGCUAAUUUAUGGUAUGGCUAUAUAUUUCCUAAUAUUAAACUGGAUACCUCAGAAGAAUAUUUAAAUACAUGGAUACAUAUCAUGAGGGUAAUGGGGAAGAAAUAUGUUAAGUUAUUUUCUCAAGAUACUGAAGGUUUUAUUAAUCUUACUUGCCAAGUCAUAGAAUCCCAAAGAAAUAAUAGAUAUAACUUAGUUUUAGUUAUGAUCCAAAUAUGUUAUAGGAUUUUAUCGAGAUUUCUACAGCCUAGGAAUAGUUUUAAUUUAAUUGUCAAAUAUCUUUGGAAACCAUUAUCUACUCUUUUCGUAGAGAGAUGGAGUACACAAGAUAAUGAAAUACUUAAAAAAAGAAUUCUGGAUAUAUUUCGUCUUACCUUGAGUGAAAAUCACAUUAAUCAUUUCUUAAUUAUACUAAAGAAUCAAGCAAUAGGCAGAAGAGUAGAUACAAAAUUAGAAAGUACAAAGAAUUAUACAUUUGAAUUAUACCAGUGCUUAUUUGACAACAAGGGAUCAAGCUAUCACUUAAUAUUCCACUUUAUGAAAUGGAUACACGAGACAAGAUGUCAUAAUUAUUUUAAAAUGGAAAAUAAGACUUCAAAUAAUGGUCCAAAUAACUCACCUGAGUAUUUAUUAUUCCAUUUAUUUAUAAGUGAAGUUAUUAGUAAUGACAAUGUAUUUUUAAGAAAUACUGAGUAUAUCUGUCAAUGCUUUGAUUUCUUAGUCUCAAAUAAUAUCUUUAUUAUAAGAAAAGGUAUAGACAAUAAUGAAAAUAUUCAGUAUCACACAUAUCAAUCUUUGUGUAAAACAUUGGACUAUUUAGUAAGCAAGAGCCUUACUAAUAAGUAUAUAUGGAAGUGUAUUGAAUUAUGUAUUAUUGUAGAUCCAGUAGAAUGUUUGCCUUUUUUACGAAGUAUACUUGCAACAGAUGAUGUGUAUAAGUUGGAAGCAUCUAUUGAAGACGAUAUUUUAGAGAUAGUGAUGUCUCUCAUUACAGGAUCAAAAUUUGAUAACACUUCAAAUCAAAUUAAUUACUCUGUAGAUAUUUGUAUUGCAAGAUAUAUAGAAACAUUUACAAAUUUAAGGGAUUUUACAACUUUACUAAAAGAAAUUGCGCACAUCUUAUUGUCAAAUGAGCAAACUUUAACUAAAGAUGGUUCAAAUUUAUAUAUUAAAAGGAAGCUUUUUCUUAAAAAAUCUUGCCUCGAAUCAGUUAUUAGAGAUAUCUCACUAUCAAGUCUACCUGCUCAAAUUCCCACGAUUUUAAAUGACUUUUUGGAUACAUUAAUGGGUAUGUCAAUUAAAGAAUUUGAAGAUGAGCAAUAUAUGGAAGAUAAAAUAUUGAAUUUAACCAUUUUGUCAAUAUGGCUUGGGAUACUACUAAUAAAUAUAAACUUUAACGAAGCACUGACAGUUCCCAUUAUGGAAGUUGUACUUAAAAUAAAUAAUGUAAAAAAUAAAAAUGUAAUCUCAAGUGAAAAAAAAUCAUCCUUGGAUAUUAUUGGGGAUAUAGUACUCACUUUAGGUAUAAUUCACAUUUGCAGAAAAUUACUAUCCUGGCAAGUAGAUGAAGAACCGGAAAUUCAACAAAUUAUUUAUAAAAAUUUGAAUAUCUUAUACAACUAUAGAUAUGGUUUUAAUAAUAAAAGUAGCACCUGUUUAGAUGUGCUAACACUAAUUUCACUCGUUAAUUGUAGUACUUUGCAAGAAUUCAAUAAGUAUUUUGAUGUCAAAAAUUUAAUAAAUUGUAUAUUUAGGUAUUAUAAAAAGCUGGCAAAUGAUGAAAAAUUAGCUCUCAAUUAUGAAAAUUCGAAGUUUAUUUUAUCUCAGUAUAUCCUUGGUGGUUUUAGUAUAAUAAAUACAAUAAAUCCCUUAAUUAUAAGUGAUAUGUUAAAUAGUAGUAGUUCUAAAGUCAGUGUAUUUCUUAUGUCUACUCUUGAAUACAUUAUAUUUACUCAAGAUAGUGAUAAUACAAAAACUUAUAUGGAAAUUCCAUCAUUAGCUUUGCCACUUCUGAGGAUAACUCUCGAAUUAUGUAAAAAUAUUCUAGUUAAUAUUAUAUAUAAAGUCAAUAAAGAAACUUUAAAAGAGGUAGUUAAAAAAAAAAGGCGAAUAUCACCUAUAAAUAGGGAUAAAGAUAUUUUAAGAUUGUGUCUAUUACUAAAAUUCUGGAAUAAGAAAGAAUCUAUUCAAUUUUUUGUUAGCUCAUCAUGGUACUUGGGAAAUGACAUAGAUAAAAUGGCACAUAUAGCCUUCCAACUAUACUGGAUAUUUUUAAACAGAGUCUUCUGGGACCUGGAGCUCAAUUCAGAGGAGAAAUAUGGAAAUUUUGAGUGGCUUAACUUGAUAAUUCAUGGUGUAUAUUCUUGGAUAGAUGAUAAUACAGAGAUAUCUAAAAAAUUUACAUAUUAUUUGCAGGAAAGACUAUUCAAUACAAAUAUAGAAGAAAACAAUAAACUUCUUCUUAAAUACCUUCAAAUAAUUGCCACAAAUGAUGAAUAUUUUAAAUUUGGUACUAAAAAAAUAAUGAUAAAUAUACUUAGGUUAGUUAUCUGUCAUGAACUUGAUGAAGAUGAUAAAAUAAUACAUAAAUUAUCCUAUUUACUAAAACACCUAAAUUAUUUGGGAUGGUGGUGGUGGGUUGAACAAAAUGGAUUUUUUACUAUAAAAUGUUAUGAUUUAGAAAACUCUAACUGGUAUUGCCAGAUUUAUUUAUGUAUUGAAAUUUUUCAAGUAGGACAUAUUGGACCACAAGUAUUUAUGGAAAAUUUAAAGAAUCAAGUAUCAAAAUCUUCUAUAAUAAAUAAUCAAUCACCUCUUCUGUAUUCGUUAGAAGUAUUACAAAACACACUUUUUAAUAUUGCUAAAUUAGGAUCUAAUAGUUUAUUCCAAUCAAAUAUUUGUAUAGAACAUAAUCUGAUGCUAUGUAAGUUAUUUAUAUUACUAAACCCUAAUAUAUUAAUAUUGGAUCUGGAAGACAAUGGAGGAUCAAAUUUUGAAGAGUGUAAAAUUUCCAGUAUUAAUAAUAAUAUUCUGACUAAAUUAAAAAGAGCGAAAUCUAUUAUUAUAAUUACUCUAGAUAUACUACAUUUAAUAGAUAAUAUACUUCUACAAGCUUUCGUUCAAGGGGAUCUCAGAAAGAAAUUAUUGAUGGCUCUAGAUACUUUUAUUCUUCUUUUGAGUAUUAUUGUAGAAAUUCCAUCUCAAGUAGUUAAGCUUACAAAACAACAAAAUAAAUCAGAAAAUAAUACUAAAGAAACAAAUUGUGACUUGAGUACAACUUUUUAUAACCAGGCACAAGAAAUAUUUAUAAAUGUUUUAAAUGCUGGCUUUGUUAUUUGUAAAGUGAAUCUUAGAUUUGGAAUUUUUGAUAAUUCUGAAAUAGAAGCUGAUAAAAUAAUUCAGUGGAUAAAAUAUAUAAGUCAUUGUAUAUUGGAGGGAAGCUCAAUAAAUGAUACUCAUUUUGAGGAUUCUGUAGAGUUUAAUAGACAAAUGAUGCUUUAUGACAUUUUUUAUAAAUUAACAAGAAAUGCUCCUGCUAAAUUUACUCUAGAUGGAUUAAAUUGUCACUAUCUGAGUGGAGUUCUUUGGGAUUACCGAACAACAGUAAAAACACUGCAGCAUAAUGCUGUAAAUAAUUGCAAUUUUUUUUGGGAAUAUUUAACAGGUAUUGAUAUUUUUUGGAAUAUAUUUAGACAUAAAAGUCAAGUAUAUCGUUGGUUAUCACCAUGUUUAAAGGACAAUAUAUAUGUAAAACUUGGAAAUGGUGGUCCAUCACAUAGACUUUAUUUUUAUAUAAAUGCAAUUUCAUGGAAAAUUAUAUCUAUAUUAAGCAUACUCAAUUUAUUUCCUCCACUCACUGUGCCAUUUAUUAUUGUCAGAAUAUCAAAUAUUGUUUCAGUUUUGUAUGCCUCUUCAAUUAAAUGCCAUAUAAUGGAUAAAGAACACAACUCAUAUACAAUAGCUCAGGUAUUACCUGCUUCACAUUUAGUACUUUCAACAAGUAUUAAUGUAUCACGUGCUUUGAAUAAUUUAAAUUAUGGUGAAGAUGCCCCAAAAAUACUGUCUGAUAUAUCACCUUAUUCUUGGUAUUGUUUAUUUGACUGCAUAUCGAUAUCAGCAUAUUUACCUUUAUACAAUUUAUUAAAUCCACUAUGGGACCAAUCUAGUAGAAAAUAUAACUUUGGUAAAAGAGUUACGAGUCAUAUAGAUGUUUGGAUAUCCCAAUUUCAUUUAAUUGAGGAAUCUUUGAAAUCUCUACUUUUGUUGGGAGAUACAAUUAAUAAAACUAAACAUGGAGAUAGACCGUAUGAACAACAUAUAAAAAGGAUAAGUAGAUUAUAUCCUCUAAUAGCCUCACAAUAUACAAAAAAUAAAGUCCAAAGGUAUUCUACAUCCUUAAUAGUGGAUCUCAUUGAUUAUUUACAUGCUCUAGAAAAAAAAGAUGUUACAGAUAAAUUAUCAGGAGACUACCAACUCAUAUCAAAUAUAAUUAGAAAAUCUUGUAUACAGCCAAUACUGGAAAUAAUUGAUGAUCAUACAAAGCAAAGUUUAUAUUCAAUUCUCAAAGAGGAGCAGAGGAGUACAUUCAAAUAUAUUUCUAGAAAUUUAGAGUGUAACUAA
Cryptosporidium muris RN66 is the source of this 4947-nucleotide messenger RNA. RefSeq lists its product as uncharacterized. The coding region runs from base 1 to 4947 and encodes 1648 amino acids. NCBI's taxonomy places the organism in Eukaryota, Apicomplexa, Conoidasida, Eucoccidiorida, Cryptosporidiidae. The record is from RefSeq and is a predicted model, not a curated record. The transcript has a single exon.